Messenger RNA from Umbelopsis ramanniana AG, 613 nucleotides. RefSeq lists its product as uncharacterized. Bases 188 to 394 code for a protein of 68 amino acids. The transcript has a single exon. NCBI's taxonomy places the organism in Eukaryota, Fungi, Mucoromycota, Umbelopsidomycetes, Umbelopsidales, Umbelopsidaceae. The record is from RefSeq and is a predicted model, not a curated record.
GUCUUCUGGUCCAGUGGUCUUAGCGACUUCCAUAUUCUGAGGUUGUUGUUCGGUCCCGGGUUCGAUUCUCGCCGUGUGGCGAGUAUUCUGACUCGGAGUCUGAGCUUCAACCAAGGAAUAUAGGGAGCCGCCAAAGGCCACUACCGGGAGACCGACUCACCCUUUGUGGCAAGAAACUAUCGUGACAAUGAGCUCUUUUACGAACAAAAUCGCCAUUUUCUCGACCCUUAAGCCUCCGCGUACCUUCUCUCUUCAUAGUUUUCUUCCAAAAACGUUUUCACGUGACCAGUCUUUUCUAGCAAGCGGUUGCCGGUCACCUGCUACCUCUUGUCGCAAAGGACAUUCACUUAAACCAACGACUCUGUGCAUAUUGCCUGAGUCUGUUUUAACAUAGCGUUCAGAGCUGAGGGCAGAAAAUUUGAACUCCUUUCCUUCAUUCACUUCUCGAGACGCGCAUUCAAGCAGGGUUAGUUGCAGUUCUGCUGUGGUUCCUGAGAACAGUAGCAGAAAGUUUGGGAAAAUGCAUUUGCGCAGUUAGUCGUUACUUUCUCUUUGGUCAAGCCCAGCUUAUAAAGAGUGAGCAGGUGAUGGUAAUUUGGCCCCUGAACCAACU